GACGGAGGGUGGACAGUAUAUAAAGAGUGUUUGACAGAUGAACAGCAACAGUUACUCAAACAAGACGUUCUCUAGAAACAUGGCAGUGUUGGUAGUGAUGAUGGUGCUGGCAGGUGUAGUGGCGGCUCAGGACGCAGCACCACCGGCGGCCCAGCUGAGAGUCGUCACUCCAGGAGGUAAACCAGUGGUGGGGAUUGUACGUAACCUCCAACACGCUCCAGACGUCGACGGCAGCCACAGCUCAGACUUCGAGGCUGAGAACGGUAUCCAGUUCCAAUUCUCAGGAUCUCAGGGAGCAACGGGCGGCGCCAACAUGGUGGGACACUACAGCUACCCUCUGGAGGACGGCAAGGUGGUAGAGGUCCAGUUCGUGGCUGACGAGAACGGUUUCCAGCCCCAGUCCGACCUGCUGCCCGUGGCCCCCGCCUUCCCCCACCCCAUCCCCCAGUUCGUCCUCGACCAGAUCGCCUUCGCUGAGGCCGAGAGGGAACGCAAGGCUCGUGAGGGCAUUAGGGACGAGUACGCGUACGAGCCUUCAAGUAAUUAGACAGUUACUCCCUUAACACUCUAAAUUGGGAAAAAGGACAGAAGAACAGAUGUUAUUUUAUGGACGGAUGGGCCGGACCGUCCAACCGUCCCAUAGUACUCCACUGAUGAUUUUAUUUAUGUUGUUUGUAUUUAUUAUUGCUACUGGGCUCCGGUACUACGUUGUGAGGAUCUUGAACUAAAACCAGUGUACACGCGAGCAAUAAAUAUAACGUGAAUGCUUAA
This is a messenger RNA of Homarus americanus (American lobster), 771 nucleotides long. Its product is annotated as cuticle protein AMP4-like. Gene Ontology annotation, molecular function: structural constituent of chitin-based larval cuticle. The transcript has 3 exons. Gene Ontology annotation, cellular component: chitin-based extracellular matrix. The record is from RefSeq and is a predicted model, not a curated record. NCBI's taxonomy places the organism in Eukaryota, Metazoa, Arthropoda, Malacostraca, Decapoda, Nephropidae. Bases 38 to 547 code for a protein of 169 amino acids.